Messenger RNA from Salvelinus namaycush (lake trout), 4981 nucleotides. RefSeq names its product tensin-2-like. NCBI's taxonomy places the organism in Eukaryota, Metazoa, Chordata, Actinopteri, Salmoniformes, Salmonidae. The record is from RefSeq and is a predicted model, not a curated record. Gene Ontology annotation, biological process: peptidyl-tyrosine dephosphorylation. Gene Ontology annotation, molecular function: protein tyrosine phosphatase activity; protein binding. The transcript is spliced from 25 exons.
AUGCCAGCAGUCUCCAUCUCAUUGGGUAAUGUCAUGUUUUGCUACUCUGUUCUGUUACAGCUAGGUAAAGGAGCCGUGUCCCAUGCGUUCACAGAGAAGAGCUGUAGGAAGAAACGACCAUGCGAAGUGUGUAGACAGACCAUCGACAUCCCUGGGGCUUUCUGUAAGGAGUGCAAGACAGCCGUUCAUAAAAAAUGUGAAGCCAAGUUCCCAGGCCAGAGCUUCGGGCGACAGUUCCCAGGCCAGAGCUUCCGGAGACAGUUCCCAGGCCAGAGCUUCGGGCGACAGUUCCCAGGCCAGAGCUUCGGGCGACAGUUCCCAGGCCAGAGCUUCGGGCGACAGUUCCCAGGCCAGAGCUUCGGGCGACAGUUCCCAGGCCAGAGCUUCGGGCGACAGUUCCCAGGCCAGAGCUUCGGGCGACAGUUCCCAGGCCAGAGCUUCGGGCGACAUAAUGUGUCCUCUCUCUUUAUGCCUCUUUCUCAGCAGGGGUCCACUAAGUCCCUGUCCCAUAAGAAGAGGAUCUUCCUUCCCAGGAGUAAGAGUGGGGAGUGUGCGAUGGAGAGAGUGAUGGCGAGGCACUAUGACUUUGACCUCACCUACAUCACCGAGAGGAUCAUCUCUGUUUUCUUCCUGCCCGAUCUGGAAGAACAAUGUUACCGCGGCAACUUACAGGAAGUGGCUGCCAUGCUCAAGUCCAAACACCAAGACAAGUUCCUGCUCUUAAACCUGUCUGAGAAGCGUCAUGACAUAACCAGACUCAACCCCAAGGUUGAAGACUUUGGUUGGCCAGACCUGCACGCCCCACCCCUGGAUAAGAUCUGUGCCAUAUGUAAGGCCAUGGAGACCUGGCUCACCUCUGACCCCGGCAACGUGGUCGUCCUGCACUGCAAGGGAAACAAGGGGAGAACGGGGGUCAUCGUGGCGGCCUACAUGCACUACAGCAAGAUCUCCGCAGGGGUGGACCAGGCCCUGACGACUCUGGCCAUGAGGAAGUUCUGUGAAGAUAAAGUGUCCUCCUCACUUCAGCCCUCUCAAAACAGGUAUAUCUACUACUUUGGGGGUCUGCUGUCAGGGGCGAUCAGGAUGAACAGCAGACCUCUGUUCCUCCACCAGGUCCUCAUCCCCAGCCUGCCCAACUUCCAGGCAGCAGGAGGAGGUUACUAUCCUUUCCUGAAGAUCUACCAGUCUCUACAGCUGGUCUACACAUCAGGCAUCUAUGAUUGCCUAAGUCCUAAGUCUCAAACCCAGUGUCUGUGUAAAUAAUAGUGUGGCCACUUAAUCGCUCUCUGUGUUUCUCUUCCUUGUCUCUUUCUCCAGGUGAAGUGCUAUCACCGGCGGCCGCGUGGCUCAGAGAGGGAGGCAGUGUUCAGGCUGCAGUUCCACACCUGUACGGUGCACGGAGCUCAGCUGUGGUUCGGCAAGGGAGAGCUGGACCUGGCCUGUGCAGAUGACCGGUUCCCUCCAGAUGCUACAGUGGAGUUUAUCUUCUCCUACGGCCCAGAGAAAAUGAAAGGGCGAGAGUACCGUAAGAAUGACCCCUCUGUUACAGUGGACUACAGCACUUCAGACCCUGUGGUGCGCUGGGACUCAUAUGAGAACUUCAACCUUCACCACCAGGAUAGCAUUGAGGACAUCUCCCACACGCGGGGCCCCCUGGAUGGCAGUCUGUACGCCCAGGUGAAGAAGCGUCGGGGCCCGGGCUCUGUCGGUGCCUCUGGGGUCUCUCCCAACGGAUGCCCCCCAAGCAGCCCCACAAACAAGCCCCCUUCCCAGGCCCAGCCUCAAACCCAGCCCCUUUCCCUCAGCUCCGACUCGGGGCACUCCUCCACCCCCUCGGAACACCUGGAGGAACCCCCUCCUCGCCCCCUGUCCCGUCUGGAGAAAGAGAAGAAAGAGAUGGACUGUCUUCUGAGUAGGAUAGAGGGGGAGGGCGAAGAGAGGGAUAGGGCGAGACAGAGGGACAGGGAGACGGCCAUUUUGGAUGACAGAGUGUCUGUGCCGGACGGAGGGUCAAGGCGGGAGCAGCGGUCAUGUUGCGUUCCAGCUGGCCAUGGUUCGAGAUGCCAGAGGUGUGGGGAGGCACCGGGUUGGGAGAGGGUGAGAGAGAGGGAGCCAUGCCUUGCAAAUGGACAUUAUAUGGACCGCUGUAACAGAACCAAGGGGAAUCCAAAGAGCCGAACGCUUCCCGCCUUACCCUCCCAGCAGCCUGCAUCUCCUCGCCCUCUCUCGCCCCACCUGGACUUGUGCCAUCGCCAUAGCGCCCAUCCCCUGCCCGAGUUGCCGUGGGAACACCCCCCGCCCCCCUUACCCUGUCUCCAUCGCCCCUGCUACCCCUACCCUGCCCCUGAACACGUCCACCCACACGCCCACACCCUCCCAGCCUCCAAUAGGGUCUUCUGCGGCGGGGAGGAAUGUCAGCUCUUUCAUUACGCCGCCCACGCCCCCCUUUCCCCUCGUGUCUCCCACCAAUCGCUGCCCUCCAGUCCAUAUAGGGAGAUGUUUUUCAGACCGGCAGCUCCUCCCCCUGGUGGCUGCCCAUGUCGGGACUGCACCUGCAGGCGAGGGCACCAAUCGGCUUCAGCCAGAGCCUUCCACCCGCUGCGCCCGGACCAACCACAGAGCCCACACUGGGCUCGAGGGCGGGACUCUGAGCUGUGGGACAGGGAUGCCGGGUUGAGGCGGGGGAGGGAGGGGCCUUCUCAGCUUUGGGAGGCAGAGAAUCUAUGGGAGGCGGAGCGAGAGGCAGAGAUUUGGCAGCGUUCAGUGGGAGGGAUGUCGUCCUAUAGAGGCCAUCACUCCCCUCUGGGUCAAGGUCACGACCCUUCUGUUUUCCUGCUAGGCCCUAACCUGCCUGGGUAUCCCAGCCCCCACCCCCUCCUGGACAGCCCCCGUGGCAGCAGUGGGUACCACACCCCUCAACCCCCCCUACACUCCUGCCCCUGCGAGCCCUACCAGCAGGUCUCCCCCUCGGAGAGCCACGGGAGCCGGGGGUACGCCUCGGGGUACCAGUCCGGGUCUGCCUCGCCCCUGCCCCCUGGUGGCACAAACUCUGGUGCCUCCCCCUCGGAACCACCCACCGACCGGCAGCAACAGACUGAUGGACACACUGAGGUGGUGCAGAACAUUGUGGGUAUGGAGGACUGUUCUUCCCAGGGGUCAUUGGGGCAAGCAGAGAUUGACAGACAGCCCGCUUGCCCCACCCCCUUAUCAGACUCUGAUCCAGACUACACAACUAUCACCGGCAGUUCUCCAACUACAGCUGAAGAUGGAGAAUUGAAGGUUGUAGAGAGUGAAACAAAGGGAUCUAGCGGUACUGAGAUGUCCACUCAGGCCGCCUCCGUCCCGAGCCCAAGGAAUUCAUUCGGCCCAGUCCAAGUGCAACUCAAUGGCACCGCUCUCCCUAGUGACUACCCCCUGUCAGAAAAGGGCAGUGGCACAUCCCUGACCGCUUGUUCCAGCCCCAGCUCUGUCCCUCCCUCUCCGCACCUUUACAUUGGCUCCCCAGAGCGACGCCCCUCCCCUCAGCCCUCUCCAUUGGCCACGGACCCAGCUGGGCGAAGACUGACCCAUGUGAGUGACAGCGACCCCAAACCCCCGUCGCCUGUCCCAGAUGGGUACAACACCCCAACCUUUCCCCUGGCGUCCUAUUACUACCCUCUACUCAACGUGCCACACGUCCCCUACACGGGCUACACCGCCGUCACCAUCCCCGCCGCACAGCCCCCGCUCCCCGAAAAGAGGCGCCUGUCCUCCAUGCCAGGGUCCCCCAACGGUUACGGCUCACAGUCUCUUCUCAGGGCCUCUCUGGGUGCCGUAGGACCCAUGGGUCUCUCUCCCCAGUCCAGCCUCCUCCAGGUCACUUUCUCACCCUCGGUGGGGGAGCUCCCCCCAUCUGUCAGACGAGGACUGGCACACCCUGGUGUCAGAGAGGAGGUGGAGAGCAGCAAGGUCAAUGCCAAGUUUGUCCAGGACAGCUCCAAGUUCUGGUACAAGCCUAGCAUCUCAAGAGACCAAGCCAUCGCUGUGUUGAAGGACAAGGAGCCAGGGUCCUUCCUGAUCCGGGACAGUAACUCCUUCCAAGGGGCCUACGGCCUGGCCCUCAAGGUGGCCAGCCAUCCUUCAAACAACGUCAACAACGCUUGCCUCGAUUCUCAGGCGCAGCUAGUCAGACAUUUCCUCAUAGAGACGGGCUCGCGGGGGGUCAAGAUAAAGGGCUGUCAGAACGAGUCCUAUUUCGGAAGUUUAUCUGCCUUAGUGUACCAGCACUCCAUCACUCCUAUCUCCCUGCCAUGUGCCCUGUGCAUCCCAGAGAAAGAUCUGGUUGGAGAGCUGCAGGAGAUGCAUAGUUCCAGCAACACCAGUACUGCAGCGGACCUCCUCAAACAGGGCGCAGCCUGUAACGUACUCUACCUGAACUCUGUGGAGACAGAGUCACUGACCGGGCCUCAAGCUGUCUCCAAGGCGACCAGGUGCACUCUGACCCAGAGUCCUCGGCCCACAGCCACAGUGGUCCACUUCAAAGUGUCCACUCAGGGUAUCACGCUGACCGACAGCCAGAGAAGACUAUUUUUCAGGAGACACUACCCCAUCAACAGUGUGACCUUCAGCAGCGUGGAGCCUCAGGAUCAGAGGUGGACUAAUUCUGAUAAGUCAAGCAAGGUGUUUGGUUUUGUGGCCAGGCGGACGGGCAGCGCAUCGGAGAACGUGUGUCACCUGUUUGCUGAGAUGGACCCGGAGCAGCCAGCUGUGGCUAUCGUCAACUUUAUCAACAAGGUCAUGCUGGGACCCCAACAGCAACGCAGAUGAGCUAGGGCCCCCAGAGCAAUAGCCACAACAGGGGAUAACAGUGUGUGGGUCACAGUGUGUAAAUUGGUGGGCGAUAAUAGUUGGGUAUGUGUUUCUGCAAAUUGGUCAGUGUGUUUGUGUGUACAAAGUGGUGGGUGUGAGUGUGUGUACAAGGUGGUGGGUAUGGGUUUGCAAA